AUGCUGGGUGCAAAGAGCCGAGCAGAAGUAGUACUGACCGUUGUAAUCGAAAGCCUCAUGGCCAGGCUUCUGCCAGAGAGCACACGAGCCCCUGUGUCAACGGCGACGGUGACGACGAAGAGCUCAGGAGGUCUGGCAUCUUUCAUGGUAAAGGAGAAGCAUGAUGAUGCAAACUACAUAACGGCAUCGAAGACUAUUCGUCGCGGUAUGCUGCGAUUCGGGCCCUCGAUACCGUGGAGACAUGGUCAGGAUGUCAACGACAGAUACAGCGAAGAAUAUUUGACUGUCUUUGAGACAUGGCAGGUGAACACGAGUCGUCGACCGAAUAAGAGCAGUGUCUCUGAGAUUGUGGCAACAGAAACUUCAACGAUCGCUGUCUACAGAGCAUAUAAUGGCAUCCAUAGGGAAACGCACACAAGAAGCAUGGAAAGCCAUGAGAAGAAGGAAGCACGAGGCACGACAGCAAGAUGUCACAUCGAAAUACAAAAGUGGAAGAAGCUAAAUGAUUUGCAAGCAAGCAAAAAAAGAUAUAUUGAGAGUAGAAAGAAGAAACCUCAGAUAGCAAAGUCACCCAAUGCAGCAGGCAACAAGACCAAUCCAAGAUUCGCAACAAACAUCAACGACCCAGACAGAAACAUGAGAACAUGCAUGAGUAUAAACCUCCAAGAAGAUCCUUCAAGUAAGAGCGACGAACCCAGGGCGAGAAAGCCUCAGACCAUCCGGCAGAGAAUUAGUACUUCUGCAAAGUGCAAGAAGCAUUGA
Aureobasidium melanogenum CBS 110374 is the source of this 762-nucleotide messenger RNA. RefSeq lists its product as uncharacterized. Lineage: Eukaryota; Fungi; Ascomycota; Dothideomycetes; Dothideales; Saccotheciaceae. The record is from RefSeq and is a predicted model, not a curated record. The transcript has 3 exons. Bases 1 to 762 code for a protein of 253 amino acids.